Molecule: messenger RNA, 1362 nt
Organism: Durusdinium trenchii
Lineage: Eukaryota; Dinophyceae; Suessiales; Symbiodiniaceae
Source: the annotation of a GenBank genome assembly
AUGGCUUCACUGGUGGCUGUUCUGGCCAUGCUGGUGGCCGUCCCGGUGGCAGGACAACUGCCGGGGCAACCAGCUCAGCCUCCCUGUAGGGGGGGAAGCCUGGGCACCGGAAACUCUCGAAGCGCAGCCUUGCAAGAUGCGGUGGAAGGCAUCGCGGGGCUCAUGCAACGCUUUGAAGAGCUGCAGCCACAAAUUGCACAGCUCCCACCGACCGAGCUGCAAGAAAUUGCGACUCCUGCGCAGAAGCUCCAUGAGCGUUUUGAGAACAUGCAGAAGAAGCUAGUUGCCAAUGGCAAUGCCAACGCAAACCCAGAGUUGGAAGAGGAAGCCAUUACCUUCCACAGAGACUUGGCCGUCUUUGUCAAUGGGGUUGCCAAAAGGUUUGGCAUCACAGGCCCCAGAGGGCUGCCUGGAGCACCUGGAGCAGGGUCGUUUGCUCCAGUGUCGCUCGGCAGCCUGCCUCGGAAGUCUCAAGGUGCAGGUGUAGCCGGUGGAACCGGUCCAGCCUCACCUGCGACUGAACAGCGAUUGCAGGCUGCAAUGCAGGCCAUUCAGUCGGGGAUGCAACGCUUCGAGGCCUUGCACUCGAAGCUCCCGAAUUUGCCGCCUCAGGUUUUCAACCCUCUAGCCGAUCAAGCACAAAAGCUGCAUGAAGAAUUCCUUCGUUUGCAGCAGAAAGGGAUGCAGCUCACUAGUGGCCAGUUGAUGCUGGAGGCGGAUGCUGCACCCUAUGCCGAUGAGCUGGAAUCGUAUGUGUCAAGGCAGUUGACCUUCGUGGGUGAUGCCGAGUAUCAAGUUAAGCAGGCUGCAGGUGGCCUGGGAGGCUAUCAAGGGAUGCUGGGUAGUCGGUUGCCCACUGGCACCACUGGCCCCUCAGUCCCACCGCAGCCAAUGCCGCCCUUGGGAUCGUUCGGAGCUGCACAACCUCCACAGGUGACACCAGACACUGAUCGACGGCUGUCCGCUGUGAUUGACAAGGCAAGGCUUGAUACUCGUUUCCGUGAUCUUCAGCGACGUGGGACUGAGAUCGCUGGUGAUAGCACCAGGCCAAUGUCCGAAAAGGAUGCUAGCCAGUACUUGAGAGAUUUGGAGGCUUUCCACUUGGAACAGGAACGCUACGUCGAGCAGGCGAAGCAGGCGCUGAAGGCUGCCCCACAAGGCCUCAGUUCAGAUUGGGGUCACCAGGGUCGUCUCACCGUCUUGGGGCUUGAAUUUCACAAAACGGGCCGGAGUGUUCAAGUGAUCAUGGCCUUUACAAGAGGACUCCUAGGCUUCCGAGUCCUUUGUCCCAAGUCUUCUUGCAAGUUUGCAAGGUCAAGUUGGCCAAAGUGGCCAAGGUGGUCUUGGCAGUGCGAGGCUUGA